AUGAACUUGGGCGCACUGCUGCAAAUUCAGUUGGUGCUGAACAUUGAUUGUGUCGAUAUAUUGCAACAUGUCCCACGGCUGUAUAACGAGGCGGAUAUUCUUGCUAUGGACAAUGGGAUGCGAGCCGUUGGGACGGCCCCCAACCCCCAACGCUGGAAUGCCGCAGUAAUACUACCACUAAUACAUGGCAUCUUUGACUGGCAAUCCAUCCAAACAGCACUGUUAUUCGAUCACUGCCUAUAUUCCAAAGAAGCAUACCCGGUCACAUUCUUUCUCUCUCUCGCCGUAUUUUUUGAACUAGAGGCAGUUGCCCAGCUGGAGGUAGAUGCGACGCGUGCUGACUCGAGUAUUGAGACCAUGACGCUCCUGGAACAGCGAUUCGAGAGCCUUUGGCUGGAGAAAGCCGUUGUUGAACACGAGGGGUAUGAGAAGGUAAAGGCAGCGCUAAGGAAAGGGAGAGUUGGAUUUCUUGUGGUAUACUGUGGACAAUUGGAGAAAUGGGAGGGUAAUUUUCGAAGAGUUGUGGCCAUUUGA
This is a messenger RNA of Paracoccidioides brasiliensis Pb18, 534 nucleotides long. RefSeq lists its product as uncharacterized. The record is from RefSeq and is a predicted model, not a curated record. The transcript is spliced from 2 exons. Bases 1 to 534 code for a protein of 177 amino acids.